Messenger RNA from Malassezia japonica, 1689 nucleotides. Its product is annotated as taxifolin 8-monooxygenase. Bases 1 to 1689 code for a protein of 562 amino acids. The record is from RefSeq and is a predicted model, not a curated record. The transcript has 3 exons. Gene Ontology annotation, biological process: intracellular iron ion homeostasis. NCBI's taxonomy places the organism in Eukaryota, Fungi, Basidiomycota, Malasseziomycetes, Malasseziales, Malasseziaceae.
AUGUCUGAGCGUGUGUACGACCUCAUCGGCGUUGGCUUCGGCCCUGCCAAUCUGGCACUGUGCAUUGCCCUGCAUGAGAGCGAGGAAGCCAAGGUCAAAAAUUUUUCCAUGUGCUUCCUGGAAAAGCAGCCGCAAUUCGCAUGGCACCCCUCUCUGCUGCUUCCUGGCGCGCAGCUCCAAGUGUCCCCGAUCAAGGACCUGGCGACGAUGCGCGACCCCACGUCUGCCUACACGUUCCUCAACUUUUUGCACACCGAGGGCCGUCUUGCGCAGUACAUCAACCGCGAAGAAAAGGUGCCGAGCCGCCGUGAGUGGAGCGCGUACCUGGCGUGGGCUGCGCAGCGGAUGCAGUCCUAUGCCCACUACGGCCGCACAGUCACCGACAUUCAGCCCGUGGAGCGCGACGGAAAGGUGGUCUAUUUGCGCGUCCUCGCAAAGAACACGAUUACGGGCGAGACCGAGACGCUGAACGCGCGCAAUGUUACGACGGCUGUCGGUGGCUCGGCCAACGUCCCCCCCGUCUUCCAGUCGAUGUACAAGUGGCCGCCGAGCGACCCCGAGAACGUGUCGCGCGUGGUGCACGCAUCCACUUUUCUUCCUCAAAUGGCGCGCCUGGACAAAGUGCUCCAGCGCCGCGAUGUCGACACGGCUGCCCCCCGUCUCCGCCUUGCGGUGGUUGGUGGCGGCCAGUCGUCUGCCGAGAUGGUGUGCUACCUGCGCGACCGUUUCCCCGACGCCGACCUUGACAUGAUUGUGCGUGCGUCGGCGCUGGUGCCGUCCGACGACUCGCCGUUUGUGAACAGUGCCGCAUUCGACCCCUCGAGCGUGUCGACGUUCUGGGAGAGCACCGCACGCGCGCGCCGCGCGCAGCUCGACGAGUUUAAGCGCACCAACUACUCGGUCGUGCGCAGCGACCUGCUUUCGCAAGUGUAUGAGCUGGUCUAUGACCAGGAAAUCGACUACCGGGACCCCUACAUGCCUGAAAAAGGCGUUGUCCGUGUCAUGGCGAGCACGGCGCUGGACAGUGCUGAGUCGCUCCCCGACGGCCGCAUUCGCAUUUCUACGUCGACCACCGCCGGCGACUCUGUCAAGCGCUCGGACGUGUACGACGCUGUUUUUCUUGGCACGGGCUUUCAACGGGCUGCUAGUACGCUCCCUUUUGUUCGUACGCUUUCUUCUCAUUUCCCUAUGCUUUCUGCUGAGGGUGUGCUUGCCCUUCGCGAGCGUGAGAUGCGCGAAGACGCCGAGAUUGCCAGCGCCGCCGAUCCCGACGUGGCUCGCGCGGCCGCACGCGGUAUCACGCGCGACUACCGCCUUGUCCCCUCGGACCCUCCGCGCUGGCGUCACGACAUGUCGGCUGCGACCGUGCACCCCGCUGUCCUCGAGCGCAUCCCCCAGAGCCGUGUCGGGCGCGAGGGCAGCCGCGAGAGCAGCGUCGCGUCCGCACGCCGCGGCGACUCGGGCUACAACUCUGGCACGCCCAGCACGCCGUGCACGCCGUGCACGGAGCGUCACGAGGUGCCCGAGCGCCCCACGACGCCCGCCAACGUCUAUGUGUUUGGCUGCAACGAAUACACGCACGGCCUUUCGGACAGCCUCAUGUCGAUGGUCGCGCACCGCGCCGGCGUGGUUAGCGCCUCGCUGCUGUCGGCCACCCCGAUCGCAAACCGGCCGCUGAAGCCCCUCUAA